This is a messenger RNA of Amoebophrya sp. A120, 2955 nucleotides long. The record is from the annotation of a GenBank genome assembly. NCBI's taxonomy places the organism in Eukaryota, Dinophyceae, Syndiniales, Amoebophryaceae.
CAAUGGAAGAGUGUAAAACCUAAACCUAAAAGCUAUCUAUUGUACAUUUUCCGAAUUUUGUGAUCUCCACCUUGAUUCUUUCUUCGACAUCAUCUCAAACACAAAUCAAAAAUAGGUGAGUUGAUCAGAUGAAAACGAAAAAGAUGAUAUUGUUGGCAGGGGAUCCUCCGGAUUGACCUGAUCCAGGGUCUAUGUCCCCAUUAAAGAAGUGUCGGUCUACUUCAGUCACACGAAACAUCAAAAAGCAGAAUUGGAAGUAAAACCUCUGCCGCCAGCGCAAAGAGCGGUGGACUCAAUUGUGAAGAUACCUCCGACUCGAGGGCGGAGACGGAGGUGAAAGAAUUAUUAAGACUCGUUCUCUUUCCGCCCGACAAGCAGAACGUACUUAGCAACAUGGUCCGGGUACUACCGCAGCCGGUGUACGUGUUUUUCCACCUGCUGCUCAACCUCCUCGCCUUUGUCGUCAUCUCCCCGUUCAAAACCGUGUACGCGGAGCUGGUCGAAAAGAGAAAUGAACGGGACGUCAGUCGUGAACACGGAGCGCGAAGUACAACAACUUCUGAAGCUCCGGCUGCACGAGAAUACGUUAUUACCCACGACGCAAUCGCCACGGAGGGAGGUGAUGCUGACGCUUUAGAAGAUGCCAUGCUGAAAAGGACGAAGGACGUCCACGGGGACGCUGCUGGCGGGGAGGAAGAAGGCGGCGAUGACCAGGAGGUUGAAGACGCGAAGUUUGCGCAACUGAACGAGCAAAUCAAUGCGGUGCAACACGAGCAGCACGACGGCAGGAGACCGCGAAAGAUGGCGUCGACACAAAUAUCCUCCUCGCCCAGUUCCGCCAGCGAAUUAGCUGCGUCUUCCACGGAUUUGCGGAAUACGAUGGGCUCCGAGGAAAAGGACAAUUCGGCACCCACUGCAGCGGAUACUACGAAAGUGAAGACCAAAAUAAAGAUUUUUUCUCUUCUCGAGCGACGUGGUCCAAGUCCAUUUAUGAUCAUAAAGCCCCCGCGCUUUGCUCACGUUUGGCGUCGGGCUCUACAAGUACAAGUUACCACUAGAGGUAAUUUAUUCAUACAUAAUACUUUGCAUCCACUUCCACUUUACAUUAAUACUUUGCAUCCACUUUACAUUAGUACACCGACCGAGUUGUAUUUGAACUUGUGUAUGUUUCCCGACAAGGCGGAUUGUGCAAGAGAAAAAGUUGUAGUUCUACUGUAGGCGGUUUCAUAACACACGUCGAUGCGUCGCGUCCGCAGUCCUUCACAGAGGGAGUCGCUCCCGUUGUUGGGACAGAAGAGCAGGAGGCGGGCCGCAAUGAACCAUCGGUACUGACAUGCUUGGUGUUACAGGGUGAAUGUGACUGAGGAACCAGACACCUCCUAGUGCUUCUAUCUAUAUCUUCUUGUUCAUUAGGUAGAAAAGUUCGUAUGUUGAAGAGCAUGACGAGAAAAUAAGUAUCUGCUUGUUUGCUCUUCAAUUUCAUACGAACUCGUCUUCGUCUUCAUGAUACGAACUUAUUUGCGCUUCAUCCUAAUCAUAAAGCUUCCGGUCUUUCAUGGAAAAAAAAAAUGCCAGAAAUACUUCGAGAAUGCAGUGUCGUCGUCUAUGCCUGCAAGUAUUAACGCUAGUUUGUUGCAGCAAGAAGUAGCGAUGGGAGCUGCAGCUGCGCGACUCGCUGCUGGAAACGCCGCACGACAAGCUGGAACGCGUACGGGUGCUGGCGCGGGACGGCAGACUGCUGCUGGAGCCGCACGUUCUGCAGCUGCAAAAACUCCUGCUGCCAUCCAUGCUGCUCGCAGAGAGGGUUUACGCCGGGGUCUCAACAAUAUGCGCCCAAAUGGUCAUCCUUCCGCUUCCCCGACCCCGUGGCAAGCUCAAGCACAAAGACAUGGUGCUGUUGCGGCAGCACAUCGAAUCAACCAGCAAAACGGGCGAGGGUUGGGAGUUCAUGCACAGGGCGCGCUUCGUGCGGCAAUCGAGCAGAACGAAGAGGCAUGGACACGAGCACUCACCUUCGCCAACGAAGCAAUUGAUGCAGGUGACCUGAAUGCGGCCGACCAGAUGGGGCUGGAUGCCGUGUCGGUAGUGCAGAAAAUCCUCGAUUAUCGUGUGCAAAAGUGUUGUAGCGUUGCCUAUUUUGGAAUGAAUGUAUGGUUCAUGCUAAUGCUAAAUAAUUUGAUGGACCAUGCAUAAUUGAAUUCAUUCUUUUUCAGCUACAUCGUGCGGCCUUGAAUGCGUAUGCAUAUGCGGCCUUGGUCACGUCUUGAAUAUGCGGCCUUGGAGUUGUUAUUGUUCGCAGUUGUUCGAGGUCUUGAACAUACAAUCAAGACCAACAACGAGGCACGAAUCCUCAUUUCGCGGAAUUCCCUGUUUCCUCCUGACCCUUCUUCCGUCACCAGAGGCAAAACAGUUCAUCUCGUCGCGUGACCUAUUCAGUAGGUCGCGCGAGGACAAUGUCGCCCUUUAGUAGUUUUACCAUAGGAACGCAAGAAGAUGUAAAUGAAUCCCAAUGGCGUUGCGCCAUACGACAAAAACGAGGAAAAGAGCUGCACUUUUGGACUUGAUAUCGGAAUCGAAGGUAUGAGUUUCAUGCAACAGCUGAAAAACGACUGGCAUGCAGACGACACAACUAACAACCCGACACACACUAGAGCCACCGAAAGCGAGGCACACCACGUAACUCACUUUCUCGAGCACCACAAGGAUCUCCGAGACGGCACCCAUACAGUUGAAGGCACCACAUUCCACGUCAAGCACUGCGGCCAGCACGGGAUGUUGUUGAAAGAUAAAGAUGAUAAUGUGUUCUCCGACGUGGAGAAACACAAACAUAAAAAUAAACAUGAUAAGCAUGAUGUUACUAAUGUGGUUUGCUUUCCCGGAUCCUUUGUGAAUGCCGUGAAACACGAGCUUCGAAACUUACGAGAGACAUUGAUGCACCCGAACGAGGAAAGCUGA